Andrographis paniculata is the source of this 1615-nucleotide messenger RNA. RefSeq lists its product as uncharacterized. The transcript is spliced from 2 exons. Lineage: Eukaryota; Viridiplantae; Streptophyta; Magnoliopsida; Lamiales; Acanthaceae. The coding region runs from base 142 to 855 and encodes 237 amino acids. The record is from RefSeq and is a predicted model, not a curated record.
UUUCGAUUUCACUUAUUUCAUUUACCAGAACCGACCUUGGUAACACCGACCACACAAACGACGCCAGCCCCAGCCGACCAACUUUUAGUCCAGACUGAGGCAUUUCCUCUCCAAACCCCUACUCCACUUCGCAAUUUGCCAAUGAGCAGUCAGGCGGAGGACCCGACAAGGAGGCAAACUCUUCCUCCUGCACCGAGGAGCGGUCGGGCCAGGCACCCGACCAGGAGGCAAUCCUUACCAGAACUGCCUAUAGAACCAACACCUUCACCAAUCGCAUCAGCAGCAGGGGUCUCUUCAGACAGCGAGGGGACUACUUCCCAGAUGGGUCGACCGCCAUACAUGGCAUCAGACUCAUCCAUUUCGAAGGAAGAACCAGCUGCCCUUGCCGAAGCUGACCCUCAAGACGACAUCCCUGCUGCUGCUGAUCCCGAAAUAAUCCAAUCGGAUGCAGCCGCGCUGGAAACCGAAAGUGCCACAGCUGCGGCUAUCCCAAUUGCUCUUGAGAUACCUGCUGCAGUGGCCAUAGACGCAGCUGCCCAACCUGCAGCCGCUCAGCCAGCAGCGGUGCUACCUCCAGCAAUCGAGUGGCAGGCAGAAGAACCACCUGUGGCAGCCCAACCUCCAGAAAUAGAAGAAGUGUCUUCGUCCGAUUCGGAGACUUCUGUGAAUUUGGUAAGAUUAAACCAAUUCAUGCCACAAUGUUUCUUUCGGAAAACACUAACUGUUUUCUAUACUACUUUUCAUAGGGACCCAGGUCGGCACCUCAGUGACCAUUCGCAGCAGCCGACGAGUCGGCUGCUGUUAUACCAGCUGUCCGCCCUACUCGACCGACCUCAUUGUUGCCCCCUUCACUGACAGCAGUUCGCCCAGAGGUGACACAUAUCUUAUCUGAAUAAUUUUGCACCUCCCUUGGAAUACUUAUUGAAACUGUAAGACUUGCAGGGGCCUUCGGACUUAGCUAUCCUAUUGACUGUUCCGGUUCCAGCGGAGGCCCAAACUAUAUUCACUGAGGCCAUUAACCAUCCCCUUUCAGAAUUAAGAUCCGACUUAUUGGACAAACUCAUUCAGACGGUUGGUGGCCUUCUUUUUUACACUCCGACGGAAUCGCCAGCCGUCCCCAUUCUGCAUCGGCUAAUGGAAAGACUUACGGAGCUCAAGACUGAAGUGUUAGUUAUUGGACUCCUGUCAGCCGAAACCCCCCAGCCUGUCUUCGAUCAAACAACACUGGAGAAUUCUUUGGCUAAAACCCGAGAAUCCCUUCAGCAAACUACUGGAAGGCUGGGCGGUCUCCUUAGCACGAAGGCUCAAGUUGAUGAAUCCAUUCACAAAAAGGAGGCAGAAUUGCGGGAGCUAAGGAAAGAACAGUCUAUCCUGGAUAAUCAAAUUACCAAUGAGCAGCGUCUGCUUGAGAAGUCUACAAAGAACGAGGCCGAAUUGGAUCAAGAGCUGAAAACCCAAGCUCGAUCCCAAUUCAUCAGGAGAUAUCAGACGGCUGCUAAUACUAGAAGGCUAUCCAGGGAUGAAGUCAAAUGGACACAUAUAAAAACUGCCCUAGGGGCACUUUUGUAACACUUCCUCCUCUGUAACAAUAUUUGACUUAGUAAUACAUUUUUCU